AUGAGGGGCUGUUUAGCCGUCUGCGUCACUUCUUUGAAGUGCACUUAUGCACCGACGGCCCCCAAGUUGAAACGUUACCUGCGGGACAAAACUGUCAAUCACAGGGGAGAGCAUAUAAAUAUAAUCCGAGUGGAGCAAGGCAACAUCAUCAGUUGCUCUCCUGUCUCCCUGUCUGAGCACACAUCUGGAAUACAACAAGUGAACUACAUUUUGGAGCACAGUCAUGCGACCUCUGAAUCUUCUCACGGCCAUGGCCAUGCUCUGUCAUUUCCAGCCGGCAUCCUCUUGGCGUUUUUGACUUAUGCCAGCAGUGUGCAAGUGGGUGCGCAGAGUGGAAUUAAAGAGUGCAAACAUCAAUUCGCCUGGGAUAAAUGGAACUGUCCAGAGAGCACGCUUCAGCUCUCCACACACAAAGGCCUUCGGAGUGCCACCAGAGAGACGUCUUUUGUACACGCAAUCAGCGCUGCUGGGGUGAUGUACACUCUCACCAAGAACUGCAGCAUGGGGGACUUCGACAACUGCGGCUGCGAUGACUCCCGGAUCGGACAGAGUGGUGGAAGAGGGUGGGUUUGGGGAGGCUGCAGUGACAAUGUGGCGUUUGGGGAAAAGAUCUCCAAACAGUUUGUGGACUCCUUAGAGGAUGGGCACGACUCUCGCGCGGCAGUGAACUUACACAACAACCAGGCAGGAAGACUGGCAGUGAAGGCAACAAUGAGGAAAGCCUGCAAGUGCCACGGAGUUUCUGGAAGCUGCAGCAUCCAAACUUGUUGGAUGCAGCUGGCCGACUUCAGGGAGGUGGGGAACUACCUGAAGAUGAAAUACGCACACGCCAAGAAGCUGGAGAUGGACAAGAGGCCGGUGAGAGCGGGCAACAGCGCGGACAACCGGGGGGCCAUCGCGCACACGUUCCGGAGCAUCGCCAGAACGGAGCUCAUCUACCUGGAGGACUCUCCCAAUUACUGCGUCAAGAACCAGAGUCUGGGGGUGCAGGGCACGGAGGGCCGGGAGUGCCUGAAGAGCGAGAAGAACAUGUCCCAGUGGGAGAGGAAGAGCUGCCGCAGGCUGUGCUACGAAUGCGGCCGCAGGGUGGUGGAGAGGCGCGCCGAGGUGGUCAGCAGCUGCAACUGCAAGUUCCACUGGUGCUGCACGGUCAAGUGCGAGAAAUGCACACAGGUGGUCACUAAAUACUACUGCACGCGGAGGGAAGAGGAAAAUGGCGCAUUCCUUAUUUUGGCUCCUGUUCUUGCUAUUCAAAAUGCAACCGGUUCAUGCAUGGCCUAUCUCACCUACGCAAGGAGUGUGCAGGUGGGCACGCAGAGUGGGAUUGAAGAGUGUAAACACCAGUUUGCGUGGGACAGAUGGAACUGUCCGGAUGGCGCAACCCAGCUCAAAGGACUCAGACUGGCCACCAGGGAGACUUCUUUCGUGCACGCCAUCAGUGCUGCAGGAGUGAUGUACACCCUGACUAGAAACUGUAGUAUGGGGGACCUGGAAAACUGUGGCUGCGAUGUCUCAAAUAAUGGGAAAAUUGGCGGUCGAGGCUGGCUAUGGGGGGGCUGCAGCGAUAACGUGGACUUCGGAGAGAGGAUUUCCAAAUUGUUCGUGGACGCGCAGGAGACAGGCCAGGACUCCAGAGCCGCUGCCGUGAAGGCAACGAUGAAGCGCAUCUGCAGAUGCCACGGGAUGUCCGAGAGCUGCAGCGUCCGGACCUGCUGGACGCAGCUGUCCGAUUUCAGAGAAAUCGGCAAUUACUUGAAGCUCAAGCACGGCCAGGCGCAAAAGUUUGCCACGGACAACAAGCGCGAGAGGGCCGGGAACAGCGCGGACAGCCGCGGGGCCAUGGCGGACGCGUUCGGGGGGGUCGCCCAGACGGAGCUCGUCUACCUGGAGGAGUCCCCGGACUACUGCAGGAGGAACGCCAGCGCGGGGCUGCAGGGCACGGAGGGCCGGGAGUGCGUGCAGCACGGGGACGCGCUGAGCCCGUGGGAGAGACGCAGCUGCCGCCGGCUGUGCACCGACUGCGGCCUGCGGGUGGAGGAGAGGCGCACGGAGGUGGUGAGCAGCUGCAACUGCAAGUUCCACUGGUGCUGCAAGGUGAACUGCGAGGACUGCUCCCAGGUCCUGGUCAAGCACGUGUGCGCCAGGAGGGACGCCGGAGACGGCUUCAGCCUGAAACGGAGGCACCGUGGACCCAAAUGA
Messenger RNA from Menidia menidia (Atlantic silverside), 2199 nucleotides. The record is from the annotation of a GenBank genome assembly. NCBI's taxonomy places the organism in Eukaryota, Metazoa, Chordata, Actinopteri, Atheriniformes, Atherinopsidae.